Messenger RNA from Cyprinodon tularosa, 2348 nucleotides. RefSeq names its product solute carrier family 22 member 4-like. The coding region runs from base 251 to 1972 and encodes 573 amino acids. Gene Ontology annotation, cellular component: membrane. The transcript is spliced from 11 exons. Gene Ontology annotation, biological process: transmembrane transport. The record is from RefSeq and is a predicted model, not a curated record. Lineage: Eukaryota; Metazoa; Chordata; Actinopteri; Cyprinodontiformes; Cyprinodontidae. Gene Ontology annotation, molecular function: transmembrane transporter activity.
AUGGAGCACAGGCCUCUAUUUAUGAACAUUUUUUCUAGAUAUAACAAUUGUUUCAGUAGUUUUUAUGUGCAUUAUUUGGAAGACAGCAUACAUAUCUGUUACAGCAGUAUUGUGUUAUGUAGAUAAAAUACAGAAUUUCUUCAGUUUCCAGACAGACAGAAAUAGGAACCUGCCUGGUCCCUGGUUGAUAACAGAGCCAAUUACAGUAAUCUGAAAUUUUUGGAUUAGUUUUUAAAUUCAAACCAGAAUAAUGCAGGAUUAUGAGGAGUCUGUGUCCUUUCUGGGGGACUGGGGCCCAUUCCAGAGGAAGAUCUUCUUUGUUCUCUGCAUCACCUGUUUUCCUUGUGGAUUCAACAUCCUGUCUGUCAUUUUUCUGCUGGCCAGUCCCCCACACCACUGCAACAGCCCAGUCAGCAGCAACCUAAGCCUGGAAUGGAUCCAGGCCAACAUCUCAUUACAGGUGGCUGGGCAGACAGAGAGAAACAGCUGCAGUCGAUAUGAGCUGGACUCGAUUAGGAACCUGUCUGCAAUGGGGACCAGUCCAAACUGGAUGAAAAACCAGUCUGUGGAGGAAUCCAUGCCAGAGGUCCUUCUAUCAAACCUGAAACAGGAGGGAUGCAAAGAUGGAUGGACGUACAGUACUGAGUACUUCAAUUCUACUGUGGUCAAUGAGUUUAACCUGGUGUGUAGUGACCAGUGGAAGCAGCCUUUGUCUUCACUUAUCUACUUUCUGGGAGGACUCUCCGGGUGUUUUAUCUCAGGAAUGAUCUCCGACAGGUUCGGCAGGAAGCCUGUCCUCUUUGGAUCCAUCGCCAUCCUCAGUGUCUUCAGCAGCGCCGUGGCUUUCGCACCAUCCUGGCCGAUCUUCGUUGUUCUUUUUUUUAUGCAGGGUCUGGGUCAGAUUGCCUCCUACAUAGCUGUGUUUGUAUUGGGCUCAGAAAUCCUUGUGGGCUCAAGCAGAGUCCUUUUCUGCAGUCUGGGUGAGCCUUUUGCCUUUGUGUUCUCCAUGAUGCUUCUGACUGCAACUGCAUACCUGGUCAGGAGCUGGAGAUACCUGUCCCUCAUCAUGGCUUUACCUGGCUUGGCUUGUAUCCCCCUCUGGUGGAUGAUUCCAGAAUCUCCUCGCUGGCUGCUGUCUCAUGGCCGCUUGCAAGAGGCCACAAGUCUGCUGAGGUUAGCUGCUCUGGAGAACAGAGUGGAAGCCCCACCUGUCAUUUUCGACACUUCCAAAGCUGAAAAAACUGAAAGACAGGAGCCAGAGUCGGUCAGGUUCCUGGACCUGUUGAAGAAGGCAAAAAUUCGAAAUAUAACGAUAAAACUGUGGAUUAUUUGGUUUUCUGUGAGUGUCAGCUACUUUGGUCUGUCCUUUAGUACCUCUUCUUUGUAUGGAAACCCCUAUCUGAACUACUUCCUGCUCACAGCUGUGGAGAUCCCAGCAUACUUUGCCAGCUGGCUGGCUGCCCGAAAGUGUCCUCGCCGUCUUUCAUUUGUCAGCUUCUCCCUUCUGGGGGCGCUGGCACUUUUUCUUAUCCAGGUCACCAUGAACAGUCAUCAAGCUCUUACCAUGUCCCUGGUGCUGUUGGGUAAAUUUGGUGUUCUGGCUGCGACUGGGAUGAUGUACACCUACACAGGAGAGCUGUCUCCCACAGUGAUCAGGAAUACAGCAAUGUCCUCGUGUGCCAUGUUUUCACGAGUGGGAUCCUCUUUAUCGCCAUAUCUGCUGGAAAUGGCUAAGUUCAAUGAGCUCCUGCCAUGGAUCAUCAUAGGUGUCCUGUCACUUCUCAGCGUUCUUCUCUGCAUCUUCCUGCCAGAAACUUUCAGAAAGCCACUGCCUGAUACCAUAGAGCAGAUGCCAGCCUCACAGUGGUUUGCAUGGCCCUGGACCUCCAAAGCUGCCCUGAAUGAUGAAGGAAAAUGCUCUAAAGAGCUGGAGUGUACAUCACUAGAGAUUAUCUGUACAACUCGUUUAUGAGGCACCCGAUAUAAAAAUAAGAUGUUCUACAGAAAAUCAAGCAAACAAAAAAAAAAAACCUGUCAGAUUAUGGUGCAUGAAAAAUCUAUGGUGAAUAUUUCUAAUAACAUUUGUCAUCUUGUGAAAACAACUGUUUUCUAGGAAGGUUUUCAGAUGUUAUUACUAAGGAAAAAAUGUAAAUGGGGGGUGUCCAAACGUUUUGCAAAGAGGGCCAGAUUUGUUCAGAUGAAAAUGCAUGGGGGCCAGUCAUUUGGCCUGACAGUCCUCGAACCAUUAUCAUCGUAAAUGAACAUGUAAAUAUGUAUCUAUAUCACUUUUUUGUCUGUAGAUAGGACAAUAUUGCAAAUCAGAUUCUGCUGUCAAUUGCAUUACCAUU